Messenger RNA from Naegleria lovaniensis, 2019 nucleotides. RefSeq lists its product as uncharacterized. The record is from RefSeq and is a predicted model, not a curated record. Lineage: Eukaryota; Heterolobosea; Eutetramitea; Acrasida; Naegleriidae. The coding region runs from base 1 to 2019 and encodes 672 amino acids. The transcript has a single exon.
AUGAGUCAACACGCACAACCUUCCCAUAAUGAUCAUCACGACGAGAGAGAAUACCACAUUGUUUCAUCACCUCUCUUGCCCAUCGAAAAGGUCAAUGAAUGUAAACAAUAUUGGAAAAAAGUGAUGCAAUCUACUUCGUCUUGUUACUUGCUUCAAAGUGCUGAGUACAUUAAACAACACCCUCAGGAUUAUAUGCAUGCAUAUAUGAACUACCCAUCGUAUUACCAUGCAGAGGCCCUUUUCAAUUAUGCACCCGAUCAAUUGGGUGCUGACAAUGUUUGGACAUUUGUGUCCAAGGCCGACCAAUUCACUGACGAGAUCAAGGAAUUACAAAACAAGAUCAAUAAGAUGGAUUUUAUUCAAUUAAUUGAUUAUGUUGAACAAGAGAAUGCCAAAAACCUUUCCAAACUCGCGUCUGAUGUUCCGGAGGCCAAUUACAAGUACAUUCCAGCAAUGAUUGUUCAAGGACGUUACACUCCUCAAAAUGCCGCAUACUUUUUAUAUCAAUGGUUAGGCUAUGUCGAACAAAAGAUGCAAGAAUUGAAAAACGAUGAUUAUGAAUCCUUGGUUUUUGCCAAGAGCAUGCUCAUUCAGAAAUUGAAACGUGCACUUGUAUGGAGAACGUAUUGCAAUGGAAAACUUGAAGAUUUCUUACAGAGUGAUGAACAAAAGGAACCUCAAAUGGUUGCUUCCUGGAUGUCAGACUCGUUUAAACCUUUGAUUGGCUUCCCAAAGGUGAAACUUGAAGUUGUGAACAAGAUUUUGACAGAGGCUGGAACACCUGCAUUGGAUGAAAAGGUCGAUCUCAAAUCACUCUCCGAUUAUUACAUCUUGUUAAAUCGAUUGGAGUCGCUGUGUGGUGUGAAUGAACACUCUGUGGUCUCGUACCGUGAACGUAAGCGAUCUGGCAAGAAGAGCGGUAAUACUGACAAUUAUUGUUAUGGACCAAAAAAACAAAACACUCUCACCGCUGUCUAUAAGGGACUCAAUCAUACGGAAAGAAAAGAAAAACUCCACAAAUCCUUACACCAUUUUAGAAAGUAUAAUAGAGCCUUGUUGGUUGCAGGAAAAUUGAGAGGACGACUCAACAGAUUCUUUGAUCCCUACGUCACUGGAUUGUGUGCUCGAAUUGAUAAGAGUGGACUGAUCACACAAACCUUCACACCAGAAUUUUACCUCUUUGAGGAUGACAUUAAGGCUUUGGUGUCUGAUGACUCUAAAUUUGACAUUUUAACUGUCUUGUUUGGUUGUAUGGCUAUCAGCGAAUUCAGUGUGAGAAAGGCAUUCACCAUUGAGUCACAAAUGCAAGGUGGUUUAGAUGAAUUAUUGUCCUACUUGUUGACACUCAUGCGUGGAAGAGAAGAACAAACCAAGUGGGAAAUUGUUGGUUCUGUCUAUCCCGUAGAGGACGUUAUGAAUCGUAUGAAUGCUGACACCAAGUCUGAGCUUUUAGCUCAAUUCCUCUCCAUUCAAAUUCCAAUUGCCAAAUUCUUGGAAUCUCAGUGGUUAAAGGGAGUCGAUAAGUGCACCAAGAAAGACAUGAUGGUUCCACGUAGAGGAACAACCAAGAUUAAUACUUCAGGAUGGAACCAAGCCAGUGGAGCAUGGAACAAUGCCAUUCGUUUUAUUAGAGCCAUCUCCAAGUCUCUGGGUCAAGAAGCUCCUCUCAUUAUGAAAUGUAUGAAGUUGACAGCUGCUGAUCAAAUGCGUUGGGCUCAAAUGGCUGGAAAAGAGGAACCUGAUGAUGUUCCAGUGUUUAAGAAGCUCACUUUGGAGAAGAACAUCACUCCGUGGGGAAUUGUUUUGGAGACAGUGAAGGCCACUCGUGAAGACAUUAUUUUAGCAUGUCAAGAGUGUAAGGUCGAUCCAAAGAAGUGGCUUGGAUACGCACAAGAAAGAACCGCUGAAUCUAAAAUUCACCAAGACAUGAUUUGUGGUUGUGUGGUGCCCAAUGUUGCGAGUGUGCAAAUGUUGUUAAAGUCGUUGGGUGCAUUUGGUUACAAGCCACAACAACAAUAA